Molecule: messenger RNA, 990 nt
Organism: Trichosporon asahii var. asahii CBS 2479
Lineage: Eukaryota; Fungi; Basidiomycota; Tremellomycetes; Trichosporonales; Trichosporonaceae
Exons: 1
Coding region: 1-990 (329 amino acids)
Source: RefSeq, a predicted model, not a curated record
AUGGGCCGACCACGCACUGUGAACCGCGAUCGCUGUCUACCUCCAACACCACCACGAGACCACGACUAUUCUCCCCCCUUAGACCUGGGCGAGCUCGAGUGGCUCAUGUCCCCAACUACUUCUACCUCAGCCUCGACCGCUGAGUCGCCCCUCCUCAUGCCUUUGCCAACAUUUGACCAGCCAUUGUGGGACGCGCUAGGCUUUCCAUUGACCCCGCUCUCGUCUACGCUGGCUUCUACUCUUCCUUCACCUGGCUUUCCCUUUGAGAGCACCUUCCCCGAUUUGCACGCCAUGCCACAUAGCUCUGACCUCAUCGGCGUCGACGCAGAAUCGAACUGCCUCAAUUGUAGCUCUCCGGAGAUCACCCAGCCAAAAGAGGAUGAAGAGGCGAGAUGCUUCUGCAACUCGACCACGCUCAUCGACUCCCUACGCUCGACGCUCCGUUCAAGUGUCGGCGUCGAGGAAGGUCUUCGCUCAGCCUCACGCGCCAGCGCAACAUGUUCCCGCUCCCGAUCCUGCGACGUGUGCGCCAAAGAUCCCUCCACCCCGAUAGCGGCAUUCACGGUGCUGUCGCUUGUAUCCCAGAUCCUGGCCGCGGCGGUGGACGGUGUGCUAAGUGCUGUCGGCGGUGCUGAACUGUUGGGGGAGCAUCCGGACUCAUCGCAGCCUGAGUGUGGGAAGGCGACUGGCACCGGAAAGUCUGAGACGCCUCGUGACGACGCCAUGUGCACACCCAUUCCAGCAGAGCCACUCGGCACCCCCUCGCCCGCGUUAGAAAGGUUUAGCCUCAACGUAGUCACAGUCAAGAUAGGCAACUUCACCCUCUCCUACCGCAAUUCACGCCGCGUGCUCCUCGUAGCUCUCCAGGAUUCGCUCCGCGGUCUCCGUGACGCCGGUUCGGAAUUCCGGAUGGGGGACAUGACCUGCGGACUCGAAAAGCAGAUGGCUGAAACUGAGACAAAGAUCUCCGCCAGUCUUAACGAGCGGUAG